Vidua chalybeata is the source of this 3833-nucleotide messenger RNA. RefSeq names its product G protein subunit gamma 2 (gene GNG2). Gene Ontology annotation, molecular function: G-protein beta-subunit binding. The transcript has 4 exons. Gene Ontology annotation, cellular component: heterotrimeric G-protein complex. The coding region runs from base 321 to 536 and encodes 71 amino acids. Gene Ontology annotation, biological process: G protein-coupled receptor signaling pathway. Lineage: Eukaryota; Metazoa; Chordata; Aves; Passeriformes; Viduidae. The record is from RefSeq and is a predicted model, not a curated record.
UAGGCAGCGGGAUGAGCGCAGACAAAGCUGGGUGGGGACUCGCCGCUCGGGGCUGCUGCUGACCACCAUCCAUCCUCCUCCUGCUGCGGCCGCAUCCCUCCGGCCCUCCCUCCCUCCUCCUCCAUCCUUUCCUCCAUCCCGCCGUCCGUCCGUCCGUCCAUCCCUCCGUCCGUCUGUCCGUCCCGCCGCCGCCCGCCCCGCGGGGACCGGGGCACCGCUUCCAGGCAGUGAAGGGCCAAGAGGAGCAGAGCUUCCCUUAGAGGCACAGAUCAGCGGAGACAUCGGCUUCUGCCCAUCCCGGGAGCCCUCCUGGCCCGCCCAUGGCUAGCAACAACACUGCUAGCAUAGCACAGGCCCGCAAGCUGGUGGAGCAGCUGAAGAUGGAGGCCAACAUCGACAGGAUAAAGGUGUCCAAAGCAGCAGCAGACCUGAUGGCGUACUGCGAAGCCCACGCCAAGGAGGACCCUCUAUUGACCCCCGUCCCGGCCUCAGAAAACCCCUUUAGAGAGAAGAAGUUCUUCUGCGUGAUCCUGUAAAACCCUGGAGGAGCCUGACGGGCACUCAGGCCACCCUGAACACUGAUGUAGAGUUUUUAGGAAUGGGGACGACCUGCUGGUCCGCAGAAUUUAAACAAAAAUAAGUAUAAAACACGGCCUGGAAGCUACAGAGAUGUGCAUGUUUAAAGAACCUGGCCACCUUUGGGGGAAUCAGAUGAUCUGCAUUGCGAGGCAAAAGAUCUGAAGUCUGUAGAGUUGCCUAGAAAGAGAAAAACAAACAAACAAACAAACAAACAAAAAAAAAAAACAUGUAAAGAAUAAAUCUGUGUCACUUUUCUGCUCACAAAAUUGUUUGAUUGUUCCAUAUUUAAGGUUUGAUUGUUCCAUAUUUAAAGCACCAGAGCUGUGCUGAGCAAAGUUAACUGCUAAGGAUGUGUAUAACCUUCUUGGAAUGAUAUUGUUGGUUUCUUUCCAAGCUAAUAUUUUUGAUUUAAGUUGUCAGAUAUAUAGCGACAGGUUAGGUGGCUGUGCUGUUACUCAAUGUUUGGUCUUGUGCUUUUUCAUUUCUGGCCGUAGCGUAGCAGGGCGGGUCGAGGGGACACCAGCAGCUCUGUGUCCCCAGCAAACCCCACUUUUUACCAUUCUCUCUAUGGUUAGCUUUGGUUCUGCAAGUAAAAGUGGUUCCCGUGUCGUGCUUGGUGCUUCCUAGCCCUGUGAUGACAUUCAGUGGUAGUGCAUGAGAGUUUAAUUCCGUUCAUCCGCUCCAGACUUUUCUUUUCUAGCUUUUGGCACCACGUGCUGGUGGAAGAAGCCGUAGGGAGGGAACAGAGGCGAUUCUGAAAGCAAAGAGAGCUCCUGAGAUGCCUUAGACGUGCCUGAAAUGCCCCCUGCCACAGGGCAGGUGCCAGCCCGGGUGCAGGGCGAGCCAGAAAUCCGAAAAUCGAAGCCGACCACUUCUUUCCGGGUCUUUCCUUUCUCCUACACCUCUGUGCCUCUGCUCCCCUCGCUUUGGUCCUGCUCUUUUCCCAGUUCCUGGUAGCACUUCCUUCCCUUGGGGCUGGUCUGGAAUGUUGCUGGGAUGUUGUUCAGCGCUGGGAUGCUGCUCCAAAAUGGGAGGCUGCUCCAUGGUGGGAUGCUGCUCCUCCAUGGAAUGCUGCUCCAUGGUGGGAUACAGCUCCAUGGUGGGUUGCUGCUCCUCCAUGGAAUGCUGCUCCAUGGUGGGAUGCUGCUCCAUAGUGGGAUGCUGCUCCUCCAUGGAAUGCUGCUCCAUAGUGGGAUACAGCAUGAUACAGAAUUCCAUGGUGGGUUGCUGGUCCUCCAUGGGAUACUGCUCCUCCAUGGAAUGCUGCUCCAUGGUGGGACACGGCUCCAUGGUAGGACACUGCUCCUCCAUGGAAUGCUGCUCCAUGGUGGGAUACAGCCCCAUGGUGGGAUGCUACUCCAAAAUGGGAUGCUGCUCCUCCAAGGAAUGUUGCUCCAUGGUGGGAUUCUGCUCCAUGGUGGGAUAUAGUUCCAUGGUGGGACGCUACUCCAAAAUGGAAUGUUGCUCCUCCAUGGGACACAGCUCCAUGGGGGGACGCUACUCCAAAAUGGAAUGUUGCUCCUCCAUGGAAUGCUGCUCCAUGGUGGGACACAGCUCCAUGGUGGGACACUACUCCAAAAUGGAAUGUUGCUCCUCCAUGGAAUGCUGCUCCAUGGUGGGACACAGCUCCAUGGGGGGACGCUACUCCAAAAUGGAAUGUUGCUCCUCCAUGGAAUGCUGCUCCAUGGUGGGACACUACUCCAAAAUGGAAUGCUGCUCCUCCAUGGGACGCUGUCCCACCAUGGGAUUCUGCUCCGUGUUGGGAUGUUCCUGCCCCUUCCUGCCCCCACCUCCCCUCCCGUUCCCGCUGCCCCCUCCCCACGUUGGGAAGGGCCAGGGGAGCAGCCCCGGGAGCCGUGGGGCCGCCCCUUCCCGGAGGUGCCUGAUUCCCUGUUUACACACGGCCUGGGCUCCGUGCCAGGCUGGGCAGUUAUUCCCAGGUCUGCUUCCUCUGCUCCCAGCUCUCGGGGGACACACGCCACCUUUCUGGGCUCCUCCUCGGGUCCAAACUUCCGUGGAUGUGGCUUGCCUCUCCUUUCUGCUGCUAAACACCUCCCGGCUUUCCCCCGCUCACCUAUCCUCCUGGGAAACUUUGGGAAGCGUCACUUUGGGAAUCAUAACGUGGGGAUUUAUGUACAAAAUGAGCUGGGGGCCACAGAGGGGUUUGGGGGUCGGUGGUGACCCCGCUGAACCAGUUCUGAAUCAGGUGUGAGCUUUUGAAAAUCCCUGUGGAUCCAGGAGGGGAAAAGUCUUUUGGUAACUCUUUCUAGCCCGUAAAAAAAAAAAAAAAAGUGUUUUUUGGUUUUUCUACCUUUUCAUACUCUUUUUCUAGUUCUUCUACGGAGAAGGCCAGUUCUUCUCACACUGGGCUCCAAACUUUUGGCACCUGGGAAUGUUUAUAAGCCACGAGUAGCCUAGAGGGUCCCAGCACCCCCCUAAUUCCCCCAGUUUUACUCUUUUUACUACAGCUCCCGCAGCUUUAGGAUGAAGGGUGGAUGAAGUGGUUUGCUCUGCAGCUGGUUUCACCCUUGGUGUUACCAGGCAGAGCUGUCAAAACCCCAUCCUGAGUUUAGUCUUUUCUUCUUAAUCUGAUUUAUUGUCACAGAGAGUGAAGUGCAGCCGGUCUGACCCGGGGCUCCCACCCCACCCCUUCUCAAACACUGUCACAAAAGUGGUUUGUAAUAAUUUUUUUAACGACUUGCCUAUUUUACAACUCGAAUUCUUAAUACCUUAGAGACGACAAAAUAAACCUGCAUGAAUAUGGGGGAGCGGGGAGGGGGGGAUUUUGAAUUAACCCAAACUAUUCACUGAAGGUGUUUUACCUUGCUGGGCUUGAUUUUCUGUUGGUUGUGGUGUUGCCAUUGGUGUGCUGCCAGGUAUUUCACCCCAGUAUUUCUAUUUACACAGAUCUGCCUUUGUUAGCCAAGCAGAGAUCGCCUGCCAAGGUUGUUUCCCCUCCUCACAACAAAAAUCCCACCCAUCCCCAUGCUGGAUUUCCAGCCUGGCCUCAAACAGCAUUCCACUACCCCCAGGCUUUUAAAGAAAAAAAAAAAAAUAAUAUCUGGAGUACUGGGAAAAGGACUUUUAUUGUCUGCAAAGGUUGCUGGUGGCAGUCUGUCCAUGGGUUGCCACCCUGCCAGCAGCAGGAUUUUGGGGAGGGGGUGGUUGUAGGCGAAAGCCAGUCGUGGUGUAGCGCAUCCCCAUCCCACAUGGUCUGUGUACUCGUUGGAAAUAAACUUUUGGAUUUGUUUCAA